GCUGAAAUCCUCCUAAGUAGAAACCAGUGGGAAGAAGAAGUGACAGGGAGGAAGGAUGGACUCCAUCUCUAUGCUGGGCGGCAGCAGGAGCCCUGUGUUCCUCACAGCCCCGUCCUCCCACCACCUCCGCCACGCGCAGGCCUGCUUCCUGCCCAACGGCGCCAAGAGCAGAGCUGGAGACACAGGAACUGCCUGUCCACCUGCCCGGCCCACAGUUGCCAUCCUGGGCUCAGGUGACUUCUCCAAGUGCUUGACCACCCGCCUUCUGCGUUGUGGCUUCCAUGUGGUGGUCGGCAGCCGCCACCCCAAACUGGCAGCCCAGUCGUUUCCUCAUGUGGUGGAUGUGACACAUCAUGAAGACGCUGUGGGGAAAGCCAGCAUUGUGUUCCUGGCCAUCCGCCGUGAGCACUAUUCUGUCCUGUGGGACCUCAAGCAUCUACUGGAAGGCAAGAUCCUGGUGGAUGUGAGUAACAACAGGAGGGUGAACCAGUAUCCAGAGUCUAACGCUGAGUAUCUGGCUUUACUGCUGCCAGACUCUAUCACGGUCAAAGGCUUCAACGUCAUCUCAGCCUGGGCCAUGCAGCAGAGAUGCCCAAAAGACGCCAGCACACAGGUGUACAUCUGCAGUGACUCGGUGGAGGCUCGACAGCAGAUUAUGGAAUUAGCCCGCCAGCUCAACUUCUUGCCAGUUGACAUGGGCACCCUGUCCUCUUCGCGGGAUAUUGAGAACAUUCCCAUACGGUUAUUUCCUGGCUGGAAGGGCCCCGUCCUUGCUGCUGUGGCCCUCUCCAUCUUCUUUUUUGCUUACUCUUUUGUACGAGAUAUCAUCCACCCAUAUGUGAAAUAUAAGCAGAGUGACUUCUACAAGAUCCCCAUAGAGAUGGUGAACCGGACACUGCCCACUGUUGCCAUCACUCUCCUGGCCCUGGUGUACCUGGCAGGCCAGCUGGCAGCCGCCCACCAGCUCUACUUUGGGACCAAGUACAGGCAUUUCCCGCACUGGCUGGAGGGCUGGCUGCAGAGCCGCAAACAGCUGGGCCUCCUCAGCUUCUUCCUGGCUGCUGUACAUGUCCUCUACAGCCUCUGUCUACCCAUGAGGAGGUCUGAGAGGUACCUGCUGCUCAACACUGCCUACCAGCAGGUCCAUGCUAAUGUGGAGAAUGCGUGGAAUGAGGAGGAGGUGUGGAGGGUGGAGAUGUAUGUUUCCUUUGGGAUCAUGAGUCUUGGGCUCCUGUCGCUCCUGGCCAUCACCUCCAUUCCCUCGGUCCACAGCACGCUCAACUGGAGGGAGUUCAGCUUCAUACAGUCCACUCUGGGCUACAUCGCUCUGCUCAUCGCCACCCUGCACGGCCUGCUGUUUGGCUGGAAGAGAGCCUUCGAGGAGGAAGCCUACCGUUUCUACCUACCCCCCAGCUUUGUGGUGGCCCUGGCCCUGCCCGUGUGUGUCAUCCUGGGGAAGGUGCUGAUGCUGCUCCCCUGUGUGGCCCGCAAGCUGCACCAGAUCCGCCGCGGCGUGGACAGCAGUCACUACCGGUGCCAGCGCCUGGAGCCGGUGGGCUCGGCUGCCCACGUUUCACCAGAAAGAGUCACCAUCAUGUGAUCCCUGCAGCACAGAGCUGUCAUAUACUGCCAUUAGCUGUUCUAUUGAAGCAAAUGAAGAAUAUUUAUUUUCAUGGUUCUCAGUGAAAUGGCAUAUUAUCCGUACUUUGUUACUGUGAGCAGUUUUUGCUAACAUGUGGAUUGGGUACUUAUUAGCUGCUACCAUACUGACCUUGUAUGCCUAUUAUGUUUCAGUCUGUCCACCUGUUUUGUGAACGGCAACACACACAGAGAGAGGAAGUGGAAAACUUCUGUAGAUCCAGACUAAUAUUUGACCAAUACUUUGAUCCUGUCUUUGUGUUCCGGCAGACAAUAUGCUAAUACAUAUUCUGUGGCUUUGGAGAAGCUUUGUUACGUCCAGGAAAAUAACCCUGAUGAUGUCACAGUGAUGUCAAGGAUGAUGGAGACUAUAGAGACAGCGCACAUUAAAGUCUACCAACAGGGUCAAGUUUUUAUAAGCUGAGCUUUCAUGAAAACAAAAGUGGAUACAGACGUAAGGGGUCAGCAGAGAGAAUGGGAAGACACUAAGCUAACGUUAUGUCUGACAGACACAUAGUUAUACUAAAACGGACAUUUGGAUACUUGACUUUGUAACAACAUGCUUGCUGCAAACGUAACAUCGGACAUAAUGUUAGCUUGGUGUCAGGAUCCUACUGUCUCCCCAUUCUCUCUGCUGAUUUCUCACUUUUGUCUUUAUUGAAGCUCGAUUUUUCAGGUCGGCAGCUUAUAAAAACUUAAGUUAUGGGUUCUUUACCCUAUCGGUAGUGAAUAUCACCACACAGCAGCUGUUAGGCAUUUUUCUGUUGUUUGCUAGCUGAUGAAAAUGAUGAGGCGGCACCUUCCAGUAAUACAAGUCAAAGGAGAGCUGAGCGUUGUUUCAGACCCUAACCCACAGAGUCUCCAUGGAUUCAUAGCAGACAGCCUUUAAAAGAUGUGGCUGUUUACCAGACAGGGGUGGUCUGAUGAAAAGACAUAAUAAACAUAAGGAAUUGCAUUAUUGGAAGUGUAGGGUUCAGGGUUUUUUCGACAUCUGGGCUUCUGCUGCAAAUAUUCUAUUUCCUCAAUGAGUCCCUUGUGAGUCCAACCCUUUUUAUGUAAGUGCAAUACAAGUAUUCCUUUAAUUAUGUACAGUAUUUAUCUUAAAGGGUUGAUACUUUUCGUGAAAUACACAUUUCUUCUCUCUUCUUUAAUGGUGUUUUUAUGUUCUUACAGCUCAUAACAAAAUAACACUGAAUUGAAAGAUGUGUAAGCGACAUAGAAGAAUUCACACAUUCAUCAGGUCGGGGCAUAUUACUGGUUACUAUCAUCUCCUUCAGUGCUUGAAAUUGUUCUAUUUUUUUUGUUUUUUUUAGGUGACGAUGUUGCACUGCAAAUUGUCAGGAAAUGUUUCGAGGAUUUGUUGAGUGUGUUGUUGUGUUCUCUGUGUGCCAGGCCGUAACACUGGAUGUGGUGCCCAUGUGUCAUGCUCUAAUCCAUGAGUCAUGGCUUAGUUUAAAAUUAGGCAUUUCAUUUUAAAAUUUGGCAAAUUUUGAUUCCAUAGUUUAAGAAAAAUGGCUAAAACAAAGUCAGUUAGAACUCUCACGGUAAAUGAAGUGUGGAUGGUUUGAGUCGUCAGAUGAAACGACAAUGAUGGGUCAUCAGUGCGGGAGUAAAACUUGAAAGCUGUUUUUAUGUAGAGGGACCUGUAAUGUAGUGUACACUUUAAAAGAUUUAUUUUCUUUCAAAAAGUGAAGAACUUCUGCCAUGGAGUUAAAGUAACAACUAUCCAUCCAACUCCUUAGGUCAACAUUUGUUUUCUUUCUACUACGGAGUAUAUGCUUUUUGACACUAAUAACAAAUCUGCAUUGAAAAAAAAAUGUGCAAAUACAUCCGUUAGUCUGUAGACUGUCUUGUUUUCAGUGAUACUUUAAAACUAAACGUGAUGAUAAAUGAAUGGUUUUACCUGUAGCGGUGUCAAUUAAGAAUUUCAUUUGAAUGAAGACUUUCUAUUUUGACACACUAUCCUUGCAGUUAUUUUUUUGAACGCAGUACGGCACAACUAGGUGCUGAAUCAGUUAGUGAAGCGGUCAAGUCGAGAAGCCAAAUACUUCAGAUACUAUACUUCAGAUGAGCUUAUCAGUGUAUUUAAUGUACUGUAUGUGUAACAUUCCAUUAGCACGGCUCUGUUUAGCGCAGGGAUCUUCAACAAGGGGUCCGGGACCCCUAGGGGGGUCCUCAGAGUUAGCGCAGGUGGGCCGCCAAACAGUGUGUCUUAUUUCAAGAAUUAUAAUAAGUCAGAACACAUACAUUAAUAUGAAUGCAACAUUUUAACAGCAAAUAUAAAUUGGCCUAUUUUUGAAAAAAUAUUUACACAUGGAUGGUACGCUAGCCACUAUACAGCUAAACUUAAGGUGUCACUGUGCCUUCCAGAUGGAUGUUUAACAUUAAAACGUGAUGCAUAAAUAAUAGCUUUUCAUCCAUUCUGCCCAGUUUAAUAUGCAACUCAAUCGUAUCUAAACGUAGACAUAUAUGAGGUAGGGGGCCCCUACUCGGUCUGUCUUUCAGCUUAGGGGUCCCUGGCCUAAAAGAUGUUGAAGACCCCUGGUUUAGUGUCUCAGUGUGCUGAUGUGACUCCUUUGCCCUGCUAUCGUGUUAACUGUAUGUCACAUAGAUGAAGCAGUUUCUUACAGCAGGAAGAUGAUCGGUGAACUGGAAUCUUUCCGUCCCUUCACUUGCAUUACAAUGCAGCAGUGGUGUACAGUAACUGGAACAGGAAAUCAAGCAAACAUGUGAUG
This is a messenger RNA of Etheostoma spectabile (orangethroat darter), 4373 nucleotides long. RefSeq names its product STEAP family member 2, metalloreductase (gene steap2). The transcript has 5 exons. Gene Ontology annotation, cellular component: endosome; plasma membrane. Gene Ontology annotation, molecular function: ferric-chelate reductase (NADPH) activity; cupric reductase (NADH) activity. NCBI's taxonomy places the organism in Eukaryota, Metazoa, Chordata, Actinopteri, Perciformes, Percidae. Gene Ontology annotation, biological process: copper ion import. Bases 56 to 1600 code for a protein of 514 amino acids. The record is from RefSeq and is a predicted model, not a curated record.